AUGAUCACAAUACUCGAUGCUGAAACACAAUUCAGACAAUUCAUCGAUUCAAAAUCAUUCUUAUUUAUAUAUCCAAUAAUUUUUUUAAUUGGUGUUAUUAUAAAUCUUAUAUUACCACAAAAAUUAUUUGAAUAUUUAAGAGAUAAUUCAUCAAUUGUAUCUUCUGAUAAUUUCAUAAAUACUCAUUUUGCAUAUAAGGGGAAUCAUAUAUUUGCUAUAUUAUUCACUGGUGUCUUUAUUAUAAAUAUCUUACAAGAAUUUAAAUCUCAUCAAACUCAAAUCCAUCAAUCUAAUAAUAAUAAUAAUAAAUUACAAAAUGAAAAAUCAAAAGAUGAAGAACUUGUUCGAUUAUCAUGGCAAAAAUUUAAAAACUUUACAAUCAAAUUCACUUUAAAAAUAUUCAUUUUAUUUUUAUUAUUCUAUAUAAUUGAUCAUAUCUUUAUAUUAACUGGUGGAAGUUGUAUAAUUGACAAGGCAGUAACAAACAUCUUGGCCAAAUCAAGUAAAUCCUUAGAACAAUGCACAGAAUAUAACGGAACAUGGGUAAAAUUGAAUCAAGGUUUUUGUUUAAUAACACCAGAACAAAUUAGUCGUAAGAUUGCAUCUGCACAAAUUUGUUAUAAAUAUGGUGAAUGGGAAGGUGGAUUUGAUAUUUCUGGACAUUUUUGUUUCAUAACUACAUUAAGUUUAAUACUUUGGUAUGAAUUAAAAGAAUUAAAUGAAAGUUAUUUUGAAAAUGAUUUAGAAAAUGAUUUAGAAUCUCAAAAAAUUGGGGUUGAAGAUGGUUCAUGGUUUAAAUUUACUGUUACAAAUGUUGUUAGAUGGAUUGUAUUAGGUUGUUUAAUCUUAUGGAUUGAAUUAUUAUUAGUUACUGCAAUUUUUUAUCAUACUACAUUGGAAAAAUUAUUAGGUUUAAUUCUUGGUUAUGUUGGACCUUUUAUUUUUUAUCAUUUAUUACCAAAUAUUCCAUUUUUACAUAGUUUUAUUUAUUAA
This is a messenger RNA of Hansenula ciferrii, 993 nucleotides long. RefSeq lists its product as uncharacterized. The record is from RefSeq and is a predicted model, not a curated record. NCBI's taxonomy places the organism in Eukaryota, Fungi, Ascomycota, Saccharomycetes, Phaffomycetales, Wickerhamomycetaceae. Gene Ontology annotation, biological process: lipid droplet organization; phospholipid biosynthetic process; lipid storage. Gene Ontology annotation, cellular component: endoplasmic reticulum membrane. Bases 1 to 993 code for a protein of 330 amino acids. The transcript has a single exon.